GAUCAUUUUACUUAAAAAAAAAUAGCGUCUUUUUAUUUCCAAAUUCUCUCUCCUUUCGAAACCCUAAUAUUUUCCCCUAAAAUUAGUAUCCUCAAAACUCCCUUUUCACACACGCCGUUUUCAUCGGUUUACCUUGGAACCCAUACGAUCCCUUCCCCUUUCCCUUUCCCUUUCCCUUUCCCUUUCCCUUUAGUUUUGAAAAAACCCAUACGAUACCUUGGAACCAAAUGCAGCAAUUAAUCACAGGGGAUAACUUGUUUAGCAUAGUAAAAAAUAUGGUAAUCGAAGUUUUGGAUCCUUAUUUAGGAAGGCUACAGAACCAAAAGCUCACAAAUCCUGUUAGUAUUCAUGGAGAUCCUGAAUCUAGCAGAGGAGCUGAGAUUUGCAACAACAUACAAGUAAUGAGGUUUUAAGGGCUCUAUUGUCUCCUCAAUCUAAGGUGUCAGGAGGAAGGUAUUUUCGUCCUGGUAUGGUGGCUUUACCACAGGAUUCCCUGAAUGUGCCCCAGAAUGCAAAGCCUACAACCAAUGGUAAUCAUUCUAAAGGGCAUGCAGGUAAAGUUCGAAGUGCAGAAAAUGGAAGAGUGGGUUUCAUCUAUCAGGAGCAAAUAGAACCAUGUCAUCUAAGUUCAUCGAUCUACUAUGGUGGCCAAGACAUAUACAUUCGGUCCUGUAGUGACCAGGACUCUGGAUUGAACGAUGAUAGUGAAGGAGAUCAAUCGGGGACCUGUCUAUUAUUGAGAGUUCACUUGCCAAUCUACGUGCAUAUCAAGCUUUGCAUAUUCUCAUAGAAAUUUGUUUGGAAGAAACCAAAAGCUUAAUAUUUCCUUAGAAAGGGGCCAAAUCGACUCUAUAUUCCACAUUAACUAUACAGACCCAUGGACUGAA
Messenger RNA from Gossypium arboreum, 887 nucleotides. RefSeq lists its product as uncharacterized. The record is from RefSeq and is a predicted model, not a curated record. Lineage: Eukaryota; Viridiplantae; Streptophyta; Magnoliopsida; Malvales; Malvaceae. The transcript is spliced from 6 exons. Bases 470 to 790 code for a protein of 106 amino acids.